UCACUGUUAAACACCAGUCUGCUUCAAAGAGCUGAUGUGCCAGGAUGCUAUACUGCCUUCAUAGACUGAGUGCAGUUGUACAGGCCGAUACAUUUUCAGCAUCUGAAACAGGCCUAUUGAAAACUGUGUUGAUUUGAUGUCCACCGCCCUUCUCCAGAGGACCCAGCAUGCCCCCUCCUGCACCCACAUCCCUGGGCUACACCCCUCCUGACGGAGGCUGGGGUUGGGCCGUGGUCUUCGGCUCCUUCGUCUCCAUCGGCUUCUCCUACGCCUUCCCCAAGUCCCUGACCAUCUACUACAAGGAGAUCCAGGAGUACUUCUCCGCCAGCUACAGCGAGAUCGCCUGGGUCUCCUCCAUCAUGCUGGCGGCCAUGUAUGCUGGAGGGCCGGUGAGCAGCGUGCUGGUGAACCGCUACGGCAGCCGCCCCGUGGUCAUGGUGGGAGGGGUGAUGGUGGGAGCCGGGAUGGUGGCCUCCUCGUUUGGGACGACCAUCAUGCACCUGUACAUCUGCGUGGGCGUCAUUGGAGGCUUUGGGCUCUCGUUCAACCUGCAGCCUGCCCUCACCAUCAUCGGGAAGUACUUCCAGGUCAAGAGGCCGAUGGCGAACGGCUUGGCCAUGGCAGGAAGUCCGGUGUUCCUGUCCACGCUGGCGCCGCUCAACCAGUUCCUGUUCGACAGCUUCGGCUGGAGGGGCAGCUUCCUGAUCCUGGGCGGCUUCGUCAUGAACUGCUGCGUGGCGGGCGCUCUGAUGCGGCCCGUCGAGGUCAAGCGAGCGCGUCCAGACGCCGCGGCCAACGGGGCCGCCGGCGAUAAGGAGGACGCCAGCAGCCCCGCGGGCAAGAGCGGGUGCGCGGGCAAGGUCAACCAGUUCAUCGACCUGUCGCUGUUCCGGCACCGGGGCUACCUGAUCUACCUGGUGGGCAACGUGCUGCUGUUCUUCGGCUUCUUCGCGCCGGUGGUGUUCAUGGCGCCGUACGCCAAGCACAUGCAGGUGGAUGAGUACUCGGCCGCCUUCCUGCUGUCCAUCUUCGCGCUGGUGGACAUGAUCGCGCGGCCGCUCACCGGCCUGCUGGCCAACACCCGCUGGGUGCGCCCGCGGAUCCAGUACUUCUUCAGCCUCUCGGUGGCGUACAACGGGCUGUGCCACGUGCUGUGCCCUCUGGCCACGGGCUACGGCGGGCUGGUGGUGUACGCCGUGUUCUUCGGCGUGGCGUUCGGCAUGCUGUGCGCGCUGCUCUUCGAGGUGCUCAUGGACCUCGUCGGGGCCCAGCGCUUCUCCAGCGCCGUCGGACUCGCCACCAUCAUCGAGUGCGCCCCGGUCCUGCUGGGCCCGCCCAUCUCUGGUGCGCUGGUGGACAUCUUCCAUGACUACAAGUACAUGUACUGGGCCUGCGGGGUGAUGAUGCUGGUGCCGGGCGUCUUCCUCUUCGUCAUGAACUACUUCAACUACAAGUGGCUAGCGCAGGAGGCGCAGCAGGAGGUGCGGCAGAGCGGCCGGCAGGAGGACGAGGAGGAGAGGGGAGCUGUGGAGGAGCUGAGGGAGCUGAGGAGCAGCGCCAACAACCAGCCGGACGAGACGCUGGCUUAGGAGCAAUGAGGAGGUGCUGGCUUAGGAGCAAUGAGGAGGUGCUGGCUUAGGAGCAAUGAGGAGGUGCUGGCUUAGGAGGAAUGAGGAGGUGCUGGCUUAGGAGCAAUGAGGAGGUGCUGGCUUAGGAGCAACGAGGAGGUGCUGGCUUAGGAGCAAUGAGGAGACGCAGCGU
This is a messenger RNA of Sardina pilchardus (European sardine), 1761 nucleotides long. Its product is annotated as monocarboxylate transporter 2-like. Gene Ontology annotation, cellular component: plasma membrane. Gene Ontology annotation, biological process: transmembrane transport; monocarboxylic acid transport. The coding region runs from base 168 to 1589 and encodes 473 amino acids. The record is from RefSeq and is a predicted model, not a curated record. Gene Ontology annotation, molecular function: monocarboxylic acid transmembrane transporter activity. The transcript has 6 exons. NCBI's taxonomy places the organism in Eukaryota, Metazoa, Chordata, Actinopteri, Clupeiformes, Clupeidae.